Messenger RNA from Exaiptasia diaphana, 1709 nucleotides. Its product is annotated as plasma kallikrein. The transcript is spliced from 5 exons. Lineage: Eukaryota; Metazoa; Cnidaria; Anthozoa; Actiniaria; Aiptasiidae. Gene Ontology annotation, biological process: proteolysis. The record is from RefSeq and is a predicted model, not a curated record. Gene Ontology annotation, molecular function: serine-type endopeptidase activity. The coding region runs from base 120 to 944 and encodes 274 amino acids.
GGUCCUGGACUUUGGCUUGUAAGCUGAGUCCCAAAGAGAGAGAAUGUAUUUCUGGUUUUUAGUACUUGUGGUCCGUUCCCAUCUUUAAAAUCAAUCUACUGCGUUCACGAUUUGAUGGGAUGAACAACUUGUCAGUAUUUUUGGUGAUUUUAGUGGUUUUAUUCCGCGUAGAAGCUGAACUCAAGUGUGGGACGAAAGGCAAAGGAAACACAAGAAUUGUAGGCGGAAAAAAAGCAAGAAAAGGUGCAUGGCCUUGGCAGAUAACUAUGAAAUACAAGAACAAAUCUGAUUUGAAUUAUUGUGGUGGUAGCAUCAUCGCUCGAGAUUGGAUAGUCACUGCUGCUCAUUGUUUCUCUAAGAGUAGAAAUCCUCGGGAUUACACAGUCACCAUUGGUGAACACAACCUUAAGGAUACCGACGGUGACGAGCAAAAAAUCGCCAUCAAGAAGAUAAUUUGUCAUCCACGUUACAACGAGUACAAGCACCAUAAAUUUGACUAUGAUGUCGCACUACUGAAACUAAAAACAAACAUUACAUACACUGACAUGGUCCGACCUAUUUGCCUUCCAACAAAACGUUUUUCACCAGGGACCAAUUGUUAUGUUACUGGUUGGGGAUAUCUGUUUGAGACCGAGCCAGGACCCUCGGUACUUCGUCAGGCCAUCGUUCCACUUAUUUCUCAAAAAGACUGUGAGAAGAACUUCAAAGAUCAAGAUCACCCUAUUAGUUCACGCAUGCUUUGUGCUGGCAAGGCGAAAGGAGGAGCUAACGAUGCAUGUGAGGGUGAUAGUGGUGGGCCGCUGUCCUGUAUGGCUUCAUCUGGUGCUUGGGAGCUUGCUGGAGUUGUGAGCUGGGGAGUAGGAUGCGCCAGCAAGGAUAGAUAUGGAGUGUAUGCAAACAUGGAGAACCUGAAAGGCUGGAUUAAACGUGUUGUUCAUAGUUAGCUGGGAUUUAGCUAGUGAAAACAGAAGCCUGUCACAUUAGACUUGAGCAUGAUUGUAUGCUUCUGCCUUGCUGCACCAUGCUCUUAUUUUUUGACAUAAGAGAAUUUAAUAUGCAUUUGCUCCUUAUAAUCUUUCAAGUGAAUCUUUCUCCAAAUAUUUCGUAUAGUCUACGACAAAUCUGGCCUUUUCCUGCGUUAGUCGUCCGUUCAAUGGCAAACGUCUGUGCAAAUGCGCAAGAAAGAAAGUAUCAACUCAUUCUAGGGUGAUUGUUGGUGACCACUUGACUUUGAGAGCAAAUGUACGUGGGACGUUAUUGGAGCUGUACAUUGAAUUGGAGAGAAGAUUACCACCCGCGGGAAUUGCUAUGGCGUGUACACGAACUUGGAGAACUCAAAGAAUUGCUCGAAAAAGCACUGAUGGUUCCGGUUGUAUGAAGAAUAGAUAAUGUUAUCCACACCUUAGAUUUUUCCAACGGAUUUAUCCGCUUAGUAAGGAUUUUUUUCAUGGAUAGCGCUAUUCAAUCUUUGCACAACCGGAACAGUUAAGGACGUUCGAGGGCAUUGCACGUUUUCUGCGCAUGUCAAAACCGGAAGUGUUCACGAAAUUUCAUCACGCAAAACAAAGAUGGCGACCGCUCUUGUUAUGUUUUUGUGAGGUUUUGUACGUACUUUUCUGAACUUCUACUCGAAUGCAAAAUGUCUUCAUGUUCAAAAAAUGGGAGAUUUACUUCUGCUAAAAAAUAAAUGAGGCAAAAUGCUCUAAAAA